Molecule: messenger RNA, 2664 nt
Organism: Triticum turgidum subsp. durum (durum wheat)
Lineage: Eukaryota; Viridiplantae; Streptophyta; Magnoliopsida; Poales; Poaceae
Source: the annotation of a GenBank genome assembly
AUGGCUCCCACGGCGCCUUCGCCGGCGAAGUCCGCCUCCCCGUCCCAACCAUCCGGCAAGAGCGAGGUGUCGGAUCUGAAGCAGCAGCUGCGGCAGCUGGCGGGGAGCCGUGCGCCAGACGCUGAUGAUCAGCGCCGGGAUGUCUUCAAGCGGGUGAUCUCUUGCAUGACCGCAGGUAUCGACGUGUCGGCGGCGUUCGGGGAGAUGGUGCUCUGCUCCGCCACCUCCGACGUUGUGCUCAAGAAGAUGUGCUACCUCUACGUCGGUGUCCAUGCGCGCGCCCACCCGGACCUUGCCCUCCUCACCAUCAACUUCCUCCAGCGCGACUGCCGCGACCAGGACCCAACCAUCCGCGGCCUUGCGCUCCGCAGCCUCUGCUCCCUCCGCGUUCCAAACCUUGUCGAGUACCUUGUUACGCCGCUCACCACAGGGCUGAAGGACCCUAGUGCCUACGUUCGGAUGGUCGCUGCUGUUGGUGCUGCAAAGCUGUAUCACAUAUCUGCUACCACCUGCCUCGACGCUGACCUGCCUGCUGCGCUCAAGGCACUUAUGCUCUCGGACCCUGAUGCCCAGAUCAUCAUCUUGACCUUACCAUGCCACAUGACAAUUUUUACAUGUCCAAUUAUCUCCACAACUUUUGCAAUAAAAAGAACAUUCGGUUUUGGUACUAGUUGGCACGAGGAGGAAGAGGAGGUUAGCCUUGAUGGGCAGGUGGUUGCCAAUUGCUUGCAUUCACUGCUUGAGAUAUGGACCCUAGAAGCUGCCAAUUCAGAGGCAGCAGGGAGGGAGAUUGAGACACUAUAUAGCAAGCCAGUGGUGUUUUACUUGCUAAACAAAAUCAAAGAAUUCAGCGAGUGGGCACAGUGCCAUGUUCUUGAGUUGGCGUCAAAGUUCAUACCAUCUGAUAAUAAUGAAAUAUUUGACAUAAUGAACCUGCUUGAGGAUAGACUUCAGCAUGCAAAUGGAGCUGUUGUUUUGGCAACAAUCAAAGUGUUUCUCCACUUGACGAUGUCAAUGACCGAUGUUCACCAGCAGGUUUAUGAACGCAUAAAGGCACCUUUGCUUACUCUGGUAGGUGCUGGGAGUCCAGAACAAUCAUAUUCAGUGCUAUGUCAUCUGCAUCUUUUGGUGAUGCGUGCUCCCAUGUUAUUUUCUUCCGACUACAAAAGUUUCUACUGCCAGUUUAGUGAUCCUUCGUAUGUGAAGAAGCUGAAACUUGAGAUGUUGACUGCUAUAGCAAAUGAGAGCAACACCUAUGAAAUUGUAACUGAGCUGUGUGAAUACGCUGGAAAUGUUGAUGUACCAAUUGCAAGAGAGUCUAUCAGAGCAGUUGGAAAAAUAGCUCUGCAGCAAUAUGAUGUGAAUGCUAUCGUUGACAGGCUUCUACAAUUUCUUGAAAUGGACAAGGAUUAUGUGACUGCUGAGACUCUUGUCUUGGUGAAAGAUCUUUUGAGGAAAUAUCCUCAAUGGAGCCAUGAUUGUAUAGCUGUUGUUGGAAAUAUUAGUAGCCAAAAUAUUCAAGAGCCAAAAGGGAAAGCAGCUCUCAUAUGGAUGUUGGGUGAAUAUUCUCAAGAUAUGCAUGAUGCUCCAUAUGUUCUUGAAAAUCUUGUUGAUAACUGGGACGAGGAGCAGUCUCCCGAGGUUCGUUUGCAUCUUCUGACUGCGGUGAUGAAAUGUUUCUUUAAGAGACCACCCGAGACACAGAAGGCAUUAGGGGCUACAUUAGCUGCUGGUCUAGCUGAUACACACCAGGAUGUUCAUGACCGAGCACUUUUCUACUACAGGCUUUUACAAUAUGAUCCAGCUGUAGCUGAACGUGUAGUAAACCCUCCCAAGCAAGCUGUCUCUGUAUUUGCAGACACACAGAGCAGUGAAAUCAAAGAUCGGAUAUUUGAUGAAUUUAACAGCCUAUCAGUUGUAUAUCAGAAGCCCUCUUACAUGUUUACCGACAAGGAACAUCGUGGAACAUUCGAGUACUCAGAAGAUCUUGCGAACUUAACUGUUGGGGCAGAUGCUCCAGAAACCGUCAUUUCUGCCCAAAGAUACCAAGAAAACGAUAAUGAUCUUCUGCUAAGUACUUCAGAUAAAGAGGACAACGGUAUAAGAAGCAGCAAUGGUUCUUACACCUCUACAUACAAUGCUCCUUCCGAUUUGCUAAGUUCGCAAACACCAGCUGAAACUGCACUAAUAAAUCCUAGUAGUUCGACAUAUUCAACACAAACAAACUUCAGUCUCGAUGAUCUUCUUGGACUUGGUGUUCCUGAUGCCUCAGCACCUCCACCACCUCCUGCACUGGCCCUCAACUCAAAGCCUGUGCUAGAUCCUGCGACUUUCCAGAAGAAAUGGGGCCAACUGGCAUUAUCCUUUUCUCAGGAAUGCUCUUUAAGUCUACAAGGAGCAGCUUCUUUGAUGAAUCCCCAAUCGCUCAUUCGUCAUAUGCAAAGCAACUACAUUCAAUGCAUUGCUUCAGGCGGUCAGCCUCCAAACUACAAGUUCUACUUUUAUGGUCAGAAAGCUGGGGCUGCUGCUUUCUACCUUGUAGAAUGCAUUGUUAACACAGCAUCAGCGAAGGCCCAGCUCAAAAUCAAGGCCGAGGAUGGGACUACUGCUGAGGCAUUUUCUACCUUGUUUCAAUCAGUAUUGUCUCAAUUUGGGCAUUCUUGA